Sphaeroforma arctica JP610 is the source of this 1755-nucleotide messenger RNA. RefSeq lists its product as hypothetical. The coding region runs from base 134 to 1216 and encodes 360 amino acids. The transcript has 5 exons. NCBI's taxonomy places the organism in Eukaryota, Ichthyosporea, Ichthyophonida. The record is from RefSeq and is a predicted model, not a curated record. Gene Ontology annotation, cellular component: spliceosomal complex. Gene Ontology annotation, biological process: positive regulation of mRNA splicing, via spliceosome. Gene Ontology annotation, molecular function: RNA binding.
GCGCAUGCUACGCUAAAUAACUUGCUAUUUAGCUAGAGUCUAUUACAUUGGAAGCAGAGUAAAUUUCACGUGUAUUAUACGACCACGCACGUUCUCAGUAGUGCAGUUUGUGUGAGUACUGGAUACUGUCAGUAUGAGUGACGUCGAAAAUAAAUCCCCCAGGGAUAGCAGCCGCUCGCGCUCUAGAUCACCCGCCCCAAAGAAAGGCGAUACCUACGCGGCCACUAACGACCGCAGUGAUAAUCGCAGCGCUUUACCCAGCACCAAGACUGUUGAGAAACCGUCUACUGAGAAGGCUGCAGGCAAGGUCAAAGCUAAACGCUCCAGCAAAUCUCGUUCAUCAUCACGCAGGCGAUCAAGUAGAAAAGACAUUAAGAAAUCGUCGCGUUCACUGAGCCGUAGCAGAUCUAGAUCGCAUUCCAGAUCCCGAUCUAGAACCAGGUCGAGAUCUCCCACGCGCAGUCGCAGCAGGGGUAGACGUAGCCGAAGCAGAGGCUAUUCUCGGCGUGACAGUCCUCCGCGUAAAAGCUUUGGAGGCUAUGCGCGUCGCGGUGAUCGUGACCGUCCCCCGCCCUCCAAGGUGUUGGGCAUCUUUGGCCUGCACCCCAACACAGAGGAACGCGAUGUUGUGUACGAGUGUGAGAGGUACGCAGACGUAGACCGCAUUGACAUGGUAUACGAUCGCCAGACAGGCCGUUCGCGUGGGUUCGGGUUUGUGUACUUCUUCUCCAUCCGCGAUGCCGAGAAGGUGAAGGAUCGCAUGAAUGGCAUCCGAUUGGACGGCAAGCAGAUCCGCGUGGACUUCUCCAUCACCAAGCGCGCGCACUCGCCUACCCCGGGACACUACAAGGGCGACAGAGACAGACCCCGUCCCAGUGCUCGUGAUGUGCCACGACGCUCGCCUCGACGCAGAGGACGCUCCCGCAGUAGCAGUCGAAGCCGUUCACGCUCGCGCUCGCGCACCCCAAGGCGCAGAAAAAAGGACCGGUCCGUGUCCCGUUCGAGGUCACCGCGGCGCGGCUCUAAGAGCUCCAGAUCGGAGCGCAAGAGCAGCAAGGAUGCCGGUAAAGACAAGGACGGGGAUGUAGAUACCAAAGACAAGGACGCCAAGGCAGUCGAUACCGUUCCGGCAGACAAAGACGCACGUGCGCGCUCGAACUCACGGUCGCGUUCGCGCUCGAAGUCGCCUGCCCGUGCCAGCGCUAAGGAAGAGUAGGAACGCACUGACGAAGAUUCCCGCGGAGCAAUCUUUGACUUGUUUUCAUACGACUGCGUGGCCUCAAAUUAGCGUUGCCAUGGUUACCGCCAGACGCAGGUCACCCCUCAGUACAGGAAGUAUGGUAUAGCAGCGCCUAUCGCUGUGUGUGUCCUGCGUUCUUAACGCAUAUAUAGUGAAUAUACAGUCAUGUCCUGGUGUGUAUUAGGAUGCUUAUUGCUCAUGCACAGGUAUGGGCUUGCGCGUCCCAGUAGCCGUACUACUACAUCUAGCACCGAGCGUGCACUCGUCCGGGCAGCGCUGUAUACAUGCGCACUGGUUUGUGUCACACGUAAACGUGUACGUUGCACAGCCGACUUUGCACUGUAUACGCUUUCGUACGAUAUUCUAUAUAUCUAUGCCAACACCGAGCGUAUCAGUCGAAUGAACCAUGGCUGCUGCAGGGGCAGUUGGUGGGGACAGUCACUGUUACUGUUAUAGACUCCCACGCGAUACCGCUAUGUGCAUAGACCCGACUACCGCCUUGAUCAAUAAAUAUC